This is a messenger RNA of Siniperca chuatsi (mandarin fish), 3988 nucleotides long. It is a transcript of the gene dusp16, whose product is annotated as dual specificity phosphatase 16. NCBI's taxonomy places the organism in Eukaryota, Metazoa, Chordata, Actinopteri, Centrarchiformes, Sinipercidae. Gene Ontology annotation, molecular function: protein tyrosine/threonine phosphatase activity; MAP kinase tyrosine/serine/threonine phosphatase activity. Gene Ontology annotation, biological process: protein dephosphorylation; negative regulation of MAPK cascade. The coding region runs from base 33 to 2003 and encodes 656 amino acids. Gene Ontology annotation, cellular component: cytoplasm; nucleus. The record is from RefSeq and is a predicted model, not a curated record. The transcript has 6 exons.
GGUGGGAGGGAAGGGAGGGGAAGUAGUUUGACAUGUCGGAGCGGCCUGCGGGACCAGAAUCAUGGUCCAAGUCUGGUUCCGGGAUACUAAGGCCCGGGGGGGUACAGCCCAUCGAGGCGGAGGCUCUGGUGGCCCUGCUGGAGGGGGGGCUGGACCGGGUGGUGCUGAUCGACAGCCGGCCCUUCGUGGACUACAACGCCUCACACAUCCUGGAGGCGGUGAAUGUGAACUGCUCCAAGCUGAUGAAGAGGAGGCUGCAGCAGGACAAAGUCCAGAUCGCUGAGCUGCUGCAGCACUCGGCCAAGAAGAAGUUGGAGCUGCAGGGCGAUCAGGAGGUCGUUGUAUACGAUCAGAGUUCUUCAGACCCGACUGCUCUCAGCUCCGAGUCUUUCCUCAGCGUCCUGUUGCUGAAACUGGAGAGGAGCUUCCCCUCCGUACAUCUGCUCUCAGGUGGAUUCUCAGAGUUCUCCCACCUGUUUCCUGGUCUGUGCGAGGGGAAGUCCACUCUGGUUCCCUCCUGUAUCUCUCAGCCCUGCCUGCCGGUCACCAACAUCGGGCCGACCCGCAUCCUGCCUCACCUGUACCUGGGCUGCCAGAGAGACGUCCUCAACAAGGAUCUGAUGCAGCAGAACGACAUCGUCUACGUCCUGAACGCCAGUAACACCUGCCCCAAACCUGACUUCAUCCCGGAGUCUCACUUCCUGAGAGUUCCUGUUAACGACUCCUUCUGUGAGAAGAUCCUGCCCUGGCUGGACAGAUCGGUGGAGUUCAUAGAGAAGGCUAAAGCCUCCAACGCUCGGGUCCUGGUUCACUGUCUGGCUGGAAUCUCCCGCUCAGCCACCAUCGCCAUCGCCUACAUCAUGAAGAGGAUGGACAUGACAUUGGACGAGGCAUACAGGUUUGUGAAGGAGAAGAGGCCGACCAUCUCUCCCAACUUUAACUUCCUGGGUCAGCUGCUGGACUUCGAGAAGAAGAUAAAAAGUCCUCACGGUACUGAAACUAAACUGAAGUCCCUCCAUCAUCCGGAGCCCAGCAGUGAGGCCCCCGCUCAACCCGAGGACCUGGAGCCUCCGGCCUGCCAGGAGGCCCCCGUGGGCCCCGGCCUGGCCCUGCUGGAGCCCCUCACCCUGCCGUGUGUUUUAGCCGACGCCCCCGAGGAGCGUCUGCUGGCUCAGGCUCUGAGCGGCCUGCAGCUCGCCGACGGACCUGAAGACAACGCCCGGCUGAAGCGCUCCUUCUCUCUGGACAUCAAGUCGUACGGCGAGCCGGGCGGGAACGCUCCUCACCGAGUGUUCGUCCCUCACGGUGGAUCAGGAGACGCCGCCGACUUCUACAAACCGUCUGCCUUCAAAGAGCCGACCAGUAAACCCUGCCAGUUCUCCCCGGUGCAGGAGGUUUCAGAGCAGUCCACUCCGGAGCAGAGCCCCGACAAAGAGGAGGCCGUCGGACCGGAGCGAGUCGCGCCGCCGGCCUCCAGCGGCUUCACCAAACCUCCGCCCGCUGCUCCGAACUGUUCGCACCAGCUGCACCGGAGUGGCAGCAUGGAGGAGAACGCCACCAGCUUCCUGUUCGGCCUCUCGCGCAGCCAGCAGCAUCUGGCCAAACCGGGAUCCAGCGGGGCCCUGAAAGGCUGGCACUCAGACAUCCUGCUGGGGCCCGUCACCGUCUCCACCUCCUCCCUGGCCGGCGGUUGGUACCUCUCCUCCGACUCCACGCGCUUCUACUCCACCUCAGCCAUCCUGAGCGGCGGCAGCUUCGCGGCCUACAGCUGCGGCCACGGCCUGGAGGCGGUGCGGCGGCGCAGCCGGCAGAGGACGGGCGACCGCGGGGACUCGAGGAGGAGCUGGCACGAAGAGAGCAGCUUCGAGAAGCAGCUGAAGCGACGCAGCUGUCAGAUGGAGUUUGGAGACGGGAUGACGGACAGCAGGUCCAGAGAGGAGAUGGGGAAGGUGGGGAGUCAGUCGAGCUUCUCCGGCAGCAUGGAGAUCAUCGAGGUGUCCUGAAACUGAUCCGGAGACAGUUUGAGACAGAAAUCUCACACUCGGUCGGGACGAAUCUGACCGGAGCAGCUUCGACGCUACUGACGCUUCAAUGUCGUGGAGAGUAACGUGCAACACACAUCGGCCGCUUCGCUGCGUGUCGAUAUCACGCAGCGGAGCGACGGUUCAGAGAUCGGCUGGAUGCUCGUGUUUCGUCACCACGUUGGCCCAAAUAUAAGAUUUUUUUUUCUGGAACUUAAGUUUGAAAAAGGACGAGACAAUUACUUCUUCACAGCAUCAGCUGUUCUGUUUGAAUAGAGAGAGGAGGGAGAGUGAUGCAUUAUGGGUUGUUUUUAGCCUUAAUGUUGCUAGGCUAACAGAUUUCUUCAACUCUGUUUAUUGUGAGUCUGUUAGAGUUAAUCAGCCUCAGUGUGUUUAGUUAGUUCGGUUUAACCUGCAGGAGUUUCUCCACAGCACGAAUCUGAAAGUGUUUAUCUUCAAAAUGUCAGCUGGUGGGUUUUAUAAUCGGGGUCGUCUUGUAUUUGGGCCAGGAUGUUACGAAGUGCAGCUCAUCAACGUCACACAGACUAAAUCUGUUAACGUCUGAUAAAAACACCAGCAGCUGCUUGAACAAACUUUAAAGUAUUUUACUAAAGAAACCCCAUUAAACACACACCUGCAGACUGACGGGGUUUAAACACCAAACCGUCUGUAACACUCAGAACGCUAAAAAGCAACGAGCUCCUAAACUUUAAACCAUCAAUAACAAAGGCGGAGUCCAAACGCUCGGCCGUAACGGGCGCGUUGCUGUGACGAUCAUCGGUUCGGUGCUCGUGUAGCAAAACAGCGUUCAGCCUGAAGCACUGCGGCUGACAGAACUACCACUUCAGGCAGUAUAUAGUACAGGUAUUACUAUAAGUAGCUGUAUCGCACACACACACACACACACACACACACUAAGUGUAGAGUCCUGGAAGCCUCGUGACCCGUUUAACGUAGAAAAAUGAUUCAAACUUUCAAAGUGUGACGAAGGAAAACUCGUCCAGAGACGAGCGAGUUUGAGUUCUGGAAAUGAAUCAGUUCUUUCAGCACUCAAACUGCACAUUUCCAUGUAUUUUAUCCGUAUGUGUUAACACAGCGAGGCACACUGGAUGAUGAUUGAUUGAUUGAUUGAUUGAUUGAUGAUGAUGAUGACUUCUCACCGAGAGACCGUGCACACGUCUGAGGAGACAAAAGGUUUGUUUUAAGAAAAUAAAUCAGUGGUUUGUAUCCUCAGCUGACGUUUUGAUGUGAACACAAUACGUUUUUAUAAUAACUGAAUCAUGAAAAACACACACACACACACACACACACACACACACACACACACACACACAGUGCUGUUACACGAUUCAGGAAGUACCGUGUGAUGGGUCGCAGGAGCUCAGACUUUACGUGAUGACGUCGCAGGAAGUGCGUCUGGAUUCAGCCAAAAUCCGCGAAGGAUCUUUUUAAAUCGUAAAGUAUUUACUGCAGAGCCGCCAUCUCACGCAGCCUCACCUGUCCAGGUGUGGGAGGGAGCGUCACCUGCUCGGCUCUGGUGCGGCAGGAGGAGAGCUAACGAACGUGAUGAUGUAUUAUUGUCGCUCUGAAGACGUCGCCGAUGUGUGUUGCAAUGUGACAGACAGGACGACUUCACUGACGGACUCUGAGCGCUUCAGACGCGAUGAUGAUGAUGAUGAUGAUGAUGAUGAUUCUCUGACUGACGCUUUCAGUCUCAGCAGCACCUCCCAGAUCCAGAUCCUCCCUUUUGUUUUUCAGAGUUUUGAAGCAGCUCGUUGGCAGAGAACAGCUCAGGUGUGAUCUGAGCUGCAGGUGAACAGAACCAGGUGAACAGAGCUCACCUGUCCAGAGGAUCGGAGGCUGGGACUCGGACGUCGGUGUGGUUCAGUAACAGACGUGUUCGUGUUGCACUACUGUGGUUUGGAGAAUUGAUCUGAUUAAAAAUGUAUAAAAGCAGUAAAAGAAAA